Messenger RNA from Neltuma alba, 2257 nucleotides. RefSeq names its product sulfite exporter TauE/SafE family protein 3. The coding region runs from base 559 to 1974 and encodes 471 amino acids. NCBI's taxonomy places the organism in Eukaryota, Viridiplantae, Streptophyta, Magnoliopsida, Fabales, Fabaceae. The transcript has 12 exons. The record is from RefSeq and is a predicted model, not a curated record. Gene Ontology annotation, cellular component: Cul4A-RING E3 ubiquitin ligase complex; membrane. Gene Ontology annotation, biological process: protein ubiquitination.
UCAAUUUAUCCUAUUUAAUUUAAUGCUGUAUUCCAGAAAUUCUCAUGCACAAACCAGAAAACCCACAGAGAUAAACAAGGAAUCGUGAUUCUGGUGCAUUCCCUUCCAGAUUUUUAUGCCACCCUCAAUCCCACCAACCUGCUUGUUUUGCAAUCAUCUCGUCGUUGUUUUCUGUUCCUACCGCCCAAUUGCAAUUUUUCUCCUUUUAUUCUUCUGUGCCUCUGUGGGGUCACUCGAUUUCUUUUCCACGAAAGUAAAGUUGCCUCUUGCACGAUACAACGCCCCUUUUUUGCGCAAAUGAGCUCCCAUUCGGACCAAUCAAUGCAUUAAUACCCCCUCUUGUUUGGCGUUUUCAUUUCCCCCUUUGCUGCACAGCUCAUCUCUUGCUUUUCUUCCAGCGCUCGUUAUCCCCGGGAGAUUUGAUCAUUGCAACGUGAACGUUCAUGUUCUUAGAGGGAUAGAGAUUUUGGAUCGUACAUUUCUCAGCAAUACUGCUUAGGUCCUCAACACUCAGGGACGCUCAUAACGCGUGGGUGUAUUAAAACGAAAACAAACUUGAUGGCUGAAAGUGUGAGACCAACAUGGGUGACGGUGGUGGUGUUAAUACUUCUAUCGGCCUUCGUGUUUGUUUCGGCCGAAAGAGGCUUGAAACUGGAAGCAGCGUCACGGUUUAAUGCAACCGAAGGGCUUCAAACCGAUUUCCUUCACCGAGCUGUUAAUUUCUUAUGGCGAUCAGAGGAAUCUGGUUAUCAGCACGUGUGGCCGGAUAUGAAAUUUGGAUGGCAAAUUGUCCUUGGUUCCAUGAUUGGCUUCUGCGGAGCUGCAUUUGGAAGCGUUGGUGGCGUUGGGGGUGGAGGCAUUUUCGUCCCCAUGCUUAGUCUAAUCAUCGGGUUUGAUCCAAAAUCAUCAACUGCCAUCUCAAAAUGCAUGAUCAUGGGAGCUGCCGCGUCAACUGUUUACUAUAACCUUAAACUAAGACAUCCUACGUUGAAUAUGCCCAUCAUUGACUAUGAUUUGGCACUGCUCAUUCAACCGAUGCUUAUGCUCGGAAUCAGCAUAGGGGUGGCCUUCAACGUUGUAUUUGCUGAUUGGAUGGUUACUGUGUUGCUUAUUAUUCUCUUUCUAGGAACUUCCACAAAAGCAUUCUGUAAGGGUGUUGAAACAUGGAAAAAGGAAACCUUGAUGAAAAAGGAAGCUGCCAGGCGACAAGAGUCAAAUGGUCCAGGGGCUGAAGUAGAAUACAAACCUCUUCCUAGCGGACCGACUGUUGCCAUCGAAAAGGACACCAAGGAACCUGAGGUGACCAUUAUUGGAAAUGUAUACUGGAAGGAGUUUGGACUCCUUGUUUUUGUUUGGGUUGCAUUCCUUGCACUGCAGAUAGCCAAGAAUCAUACAUCCAAUUGUUCAGUAUCAUAUUGGGUGCUGAACUUGCUACAGGUUCCAGUUUCAGUUGGGGUAUCUACGUAUGAGGCAGUUGGUUUAUACAGAGGAAAGAGGAAAAUUGCUUCCCAGGGAGAUCCAAGGACAGAUUGGAAAGUUCACCAACUGAUUAUCUAUUGUUUCUUCGGUGUACUAGCGGGAGUAGUUGGUGGCUUGCUCGGUCUAGGAGGAGGAUUCAUUAUGGGUCCCCUGUUCUUGGAGCUAGGAAUCCCACCUCAGGUCUCAAGUGCCACGGCCACUUUUGCUAUGACCUUUUCCUCUUCCAUGUCUGUGGUAGAAUACUAUCUUCUUCACCGUUUUCCAGUUCCUUACGCUCUUUAUUUUACAGCCGUGGCCACCUUUGCUGCCUUGGUAGGGCAGCAUAUUGUGAGAAGGCUAAUCAUGUUAUGUGGGAGAGCGUCACUUAUCAUCUUCAUUCUAGCUUCUACAAUAUUUGUUAGUGCCAUUUCUCUAGGUGGAGUCGGCAUAGCAAAUAUGAUCCAAAAGAUUGAGAGCCAUGAAUAUAUGGGAUUUGAGAACCUCUGCAAGUACUAGUAGGGGCAAAAAAAACAAAAUCCUCUACAAGUGUGGUUCAUUGCAGCUUCUUGGAAGAGAUUUUGACAUUGGUUCCACCAUCCCUGAAAUUUUCCCCGCGGGAAUACAAGGAUGGCUGUUGUUGUAUCAUUCACAAUUUUAUAGUUGUUGUUGGAUUUCUUUAGGCACUUGAAAAGAAAAUUGUACCUAAAAACAUUAUGCUUAUUACUUGAGCAAAACAUGAAUCUCCCUCUUAUUGCAGCCUAGUAUCCGAUUUUUUUAUAAAUUAACAGAUUCAGGUCAA